AUGGGCUGGGAUGGAGGAUACGAGCCCAAUGGCACUGAGGGAAAAAACUUCUACAUACCGAUGUCCAACAAAACCGGCAUUGUCAGAAGUCCCUUUGAAUACCCACAGUACUACAUGGUGGACCCAAUGAUGUUUAAGGCCCUAGCCUUCUACAUGUUUUUCCUGAUCUGCACCGGAACUCCCAUCAACGGCCUGACGUUGCUUGUUACAGUUCAGAACAAGAAAUUACGGCAACCCCUCAACUACAUCCUUGUGAAUCUGGCCGUGGCCGGGCUCAUCAUGUGCUGCUUUGGCUUCACCAUCACCAUAACAUCUGCUUUUAGUGGUUAUUUCAUUCUUGGAUCCACCUUCUGCGCUAUUGAAGGAUUCAUGGCAACACUUGGAGGUGAGGUUUCUCUCUGGUCCUUGGUUGUGCUGGCUAUAGAGAGAUAUAUUGUCGUAUGCAAACCCAUGGGCAGUUUCAAAUUCACUGGAACUCAUGCCGCUGCUGGAGUCCUCUCCACAUGGAUCAUGGCUCUUGCUUGUGCAGCACCCCCACUUUUUGGGUGGUCCAGGUACCUUCCUGAAGGCAUGCAGUGCUCCUGCGGACCUGACUAUUACACCUUGGCUCCAGGAUACAACAAUGAAUCUUAUGUCAUCUACCUGUUUGUGGUUCACUUCUUCGUUCCUGUUUUUCUGAUUUUAUUCACCUAUGGAAGCCUUGUCAUGACAGUCAAAGCUGCCGCAGCUCAGCAGCAGGAUUCAGCUUCUACUCAGAAAGCUGAGAAGGAGGUAACACGUAUGUGUGUCUUGAUGGUGUUGGGCUUCCUGGUAGCCUGGUUGCCAUAUGCAGCUUUUGCCGGCUGGAUCUUUCUUAACAAAGGAGCAGCUUUCUCAGCUCUGACUGCCUCAAUACCUGCUUUCUUUGCAAAGAGCUCAGCCCUGUACAAUCCAGUUAUCUAUGUGCUGAUGAACAAACAGUUUCGUAACUGCAUGCUCAGCACCAUUGGAAUGGGCGGCAUGGUGGAGGAUGAGACCUCAAUUACAACUAGCAAGACAGAAGUCUCUACUGCUGCUUAA
Cyprinodon variegatus (sheepshead minnow) is the source of this 1059-nucleotide messenger RNA. RefSeq names its product green-sensitive opsin-like. The transcript is spliced from 5 exons. NCBI's taxonomy places the organism in Eukaryota, Metazoa, Chordata, Actinopteri, Cyprinodontiformes, Cyprinodontidae. The record is from RefSeq and is a predicted model, not a curated record. Gene Ontology annotation, biological process: phototransduction; visual perception; G protein-coupled receptor signaling pathway. Gene Ontology annotation, cellular component: photoreceptor outer segment; membrane. Gene Ontology annotation, molecular function: G protein-coupled receptor activity. The coding region runs from base 1 to 1059 and encodes 352 amino acids.